Molecule: messenger RNA, 1747 nt
Organism: Myxozyma melibiosi
Lineage: Eukaryota; Fungi; Ascomycota; Lipomycetes; Lipomycetales; Lipomycetaceae
Exons: 4
Coding region: 310-1581 (423 amino acids)
Biological process (GO): actin cortical patch localization; regulation of ruffle assembly; actin filament bundle assembly
Cellular component (GO): actin cortical patch; ruffle membrane
Molecular function (GO): phosphatidylinositol binding; actin filament binding
Source: RefSeq, a predicted model, not a curated record
GGUGAAAUCCACGUGCCGCUGCGAGCCGGAUAGCUUGGCUGGGGUUAGGGGUCAGGAUUGCGGUUGGCGGCAGCGUCCCCGCCACCUCCCGGAGACCGUGACGUCUACGGCGAGGACUUAUUAGAAGAUAGAAUUCCAUUACGUUCAGCAAGCCUCAGAAUUGUCGUCGAGCCAGCGUUUGUGUACAGGAAGCCCAGUCUGCUACGUUUGAUUAGUUUCUGUGCUUUUAUCAGCUUGUUCCGCUCGUUGAAUUAUUUCUUUGCGUUUAAUUGCUAGUCUGAUAGACCUUCAGUCUUCCUCUAUUUCGUCAUGGUGGGAAUCAACAGUCCGAUCCCAAGUAGCUUGAAGAGCGAGUGCAAGAAAUCCGCAAGGAUUCUGUCGUCGUUCAUUAAGCCUAACCAGGUCCUUGGUAUGGAUGUGGUCAUCCCUCCCUCGGUUCUCGCGCACGCCAAGGGCCUUGCUAUCAUCACUGUGCUUAAGGCCGGCUUCCUGUUCUCUGGCCGUGCUGGUUCAGGCAUUGUCAUUGCCAGAUUACCCGAUGGCGGCUGGUCUGCCCCAUCUGCGAUCGUGACGGCGGGCGCCGGUGUCGGUGGGCAGAUCGGCGCCGAGCUGACCGAUUUCGUGAUGAUUUUGAACACGCGGGCAGCAGUCGAGUCGUUCGCCCAGCUCGGCUCGAUUACGUUGGGCGGUAACAUUUCCGUUGCCGCCGGCCCUAUCGGUCGAAACGCAGAGGCCGGUGGCACUGCCUCGCUCAAGUCUGUCGCGGCCGUGUUUUCGUACUCAAAGACGCGAGGUCUUUUCGCCGGCGUCUCGCUCGAGGGCUCCGCCCUUCUCGAGCGCCGUGAUGCUAACCGCAAGUUCUACGGCGGAAACGUGACUGCGAAGCAGCUUUUGGCUGGCACGAUCGAGGCCCCACCUGCGGCCGACCCACUGAUGCGCGUGUUGGACUCGCGGAUAUUCCGCGGAAACUUCCAGUCCGUGUUUGAUGAUGAUAUAUACAACGACAUUCCGUCGUACGAUGAUGACGACGAUUCCUCGAUCGAUUCGGGUGAGAGACGAUACGGAUCGACGCGAUCGCGCAGCGAUAGUCGUGCAAAUCCCCGGUACGCGGAUGAUUACGACGAUGACUAUGACGACGAGGACGACGAAUACGCGCGGACACGGCGGCAACAACAACGCCGUAGUGGAGGCGGCGGCAGCAGUGGCAGCUCAGGCCGGGCGUCGAGAUGGCAAGACGAUGUAUACGACCGCGAAAGCUCAGGCAGCGGAGGACGUCGCAAUUUCGAGUCGACGUACAGCGACCGGCCGCAUCGCCCGACGGCGCCGAAGCCGGACUAUGGCGGCGGCGAUAGUGGGCGCCGGAUCAGGAGCGACAGCGGUGCCGAGCGGCCCGCGAGACCUCGUGGAAUCCAAGCGGUUGCGUUGUAUACGUUUGAGGGCGAGCAGGGCGGCGAUUUGAACUUCCGCAAGGGAGAUAUGAUUACGAUCACGAAGAAGAGCGAUUCCAAGGACGAUUGGUGGACUGGACGUCGGAAUGGAAAGGAGGGUAUUUUCCCUGCGAAUUAUGUAGAGCUAGUUUAGAUGUGGUUGUGACUCCAUUUAUGUGGUUAUUUCGUGUUUGAAUCUGUCUCCUCUUUCUAUUGUGUUGUUCUGAUGUUUGUUUUUUUGAUUACAUUAAAUUAUUGCGUUUGAUACUUGCAAAGUGGACGUCCGUGAAUCUGUUUUAUUAAUUGGAUAUCGAGUCGAA